AAGCAACGAAUAAAAUGGCGGCCGAUACGAUCAACUAGUCUGUCUUUCCCUCCAUGUUUCACCUUGUUUUAUUCAUUCUAAACCCUCAGAUGAUCUAGUUAUGAAUCCUUCUGCUCCUGGUGGUGGAUUUCGACAAGUAAAACCCACGUUAUGUCGGUAUUUUAGCAACAAUGGUUACUGUUUUUAUGGCGAUCAGUGCCAGUUUAUGCACGCGAAACCUGCGAACGAGAACAGGCAAGGUAAUGCAAGCUCGUUCCAUCGAAGUUCCUCAACUCCUAUCUUUCAAGCCAGUAAUGGUCCUGUUGGACCCGCAGGACACAGGGGCUUCAAGGGUAACAAUACAAUGAACCAAGCACCUAACACAAACCAAGAUAAUAUGUUACAGAAUUUUGCUAGCCUUUCUUUUAACUCAAAGUCUCAGGUACCUCAAGGUCCAAUGGGAACAGGACCCAUGCACAACAGCCAUACAUCACCUCUAUCACCAUCAAAAAAGUCUUUUGGUUCAUCACUUGCUCCAGGUGGCCCUAUAUCACCCCUACAUUCCCCUAAACCAAUGUCUGUAAAUGCAAACAAACCAAAGACUCAGCCGGGACAAGUGUCAACAGCAGCAUUUGAAUUUUUACCAAACACCACGAAUCAUCCAAAUGCUCAACAACAACAACAGCAGCARCAGUUCAAUCCAGAGUCAAUAGAUGGGACGAUGUACUUCUAUCCACAUCAAAACCCAAAUCAACCAUCUCUGAUGUUGCAGUCAUAUCAUGCUGUAGUUAGUGAACCUUCUCAUCUURCGCACCUUCAAAACAACCAAACUAGAAAUAACGCAUUUUCCAUGUCAGCACAGCUAAGACAGGAGCUCAUGAACCAACAUGCUCUGAGCAUGGCUCAGUUAGACCCUGAUGAUCCUAGUGUACCCAAAGAAGUGGAUAACUAUCAUUCGUUAUGUCCAUUGGAGCCUCUUGACACUCCUGCUGAUCAGGGACAAAGAACAUUUGGUUACAUGACAACAUGUUACAARGCUAUGAACAGCAAAGAUGGACUACUGUACAUGCUGAGAAGGGUUCACGGUUUUCGACUUGUUAAUGCCAAAUCAAUGGUACUGGUAGACCAAUGGAAAAAGAUAACUCAUUCGAACAUUGUCAGCUUACGUGAAGUUUUUACUACUAAAGCAUUUGGAGAUAGCUCACUUGUCUUCGUCUAUGAUUAUCAUGCGGGUGCCGAGACUUUAUUAAGCAGACACUUCUCAGGUCCCGACUCCACCCUUCCUGUCAAUCCYGACGGCUCGUUAGCUUUCCCUAGAGGUGGAAUGCAAGGAACGGGUGGACGGUCAAGACAYGGUGGUCUGAUGCCAGAGAAGCUUAUCUGGAGUUACAUCAUUCAGCUGUCAUCAGCACUAAGGGCUGUUCAUGCGGCUGGAUUGGCAUGUCGAAUGAUCGAUCCUUCUAAAAUUCUUUUAAUAGGAAACUCAAGAUUAAGAAUAAAUGGCUGUGGCAUUUUUGAUAUACUUAGUUUUGAUCCCAGCAACAGCCCAAGUGCAAUGACGCCACACUUUCAACAAGAAGAUUUGACUUCCCUUGGUAAGCUGGUUCUUGCCUUAGCAAGCUGUUAUUCUCUGCAGUCCAUACAGAGAGAGCACAUCCAACAAUCCCUAGAAUAUGUUGCUAUGAACUAUUCUUCUGAUCUAAAGAACCUCAUCAUCUACCUGUUGGGAAGCCCUCCACCCACCAUGAUGAAGAGUGUCAACGAUAUCAUGCCGAUGAUAGGAGCUAGGUUCUACACACAACUAGAGGCAGCACAAGUMAAGUGUGAUGUACUAGAAGGAGAGCUUGCUAAGGAAAUGGAGAAUGGAAGACUGCUAAGGAUACUGGCGAAACUCGGUAUCAUAAACGAGAGACCAGAGCUAGGGAUGGAUCACGACUGGUCAGAGACUGGUGACAGAUAUCUACUGAAGUUGUUUAGAGAUUACUUGUUCCACAGUGUGACAGAAGAUCUUGUCCCAGUAGUUGAUUUGUCACAUAUUGUGACUUGUCUGAACAAGUUGGACUCUGGUUCACCGGAAAAAGUCUGCCUUACGUCUAGAGAUGAACAGACAGUCCUAGUAGUAUCCUAUCGAGAUCUCCGUACAUGCUUUGAAGGGGCUUUUAAUGAAGUAUUAUCCAAUUCACUUUCAUAGUAGAUCAUACAGCUGAGUAUAACCAUCUGUACAUAAGUACAUAAAACAUACUGUUAAUUAAUAAUUAUAGUGGAAGAGGGAUGGUUCUUUUCCUGUAGUUAAACUGCUUGCACCAGUAAUCCAGAUGGGUUUUCUACACUGUAAAGUUUGACAAACUAUGUGUAUUCUUUUAGUGAAGUUUAUUGAUUUGCUAAGAGAGUUUUUAAUUUACUUUUAUUUGUUUUUGCAUUGGAUAUUAUCACUACAUCUUAAAUCUAUCAUCAAUUUCUUAAAGAGAUGACGCUAAAAAUAGGUGUAGUUUGUUCAUAAUUAAGCUUUACCUCAACCUCAACACAUUCAUGAAGCUGUUCACUUCAUACUUGUUAACUAUUUUUCUUUUAGCUUUACUUCUAAUCAAAUGCAGCAGUUUAUUUCAGGAAUGAAACAAGUCUUAUAGACCUUUCAUGAAUUUGCUCGAGUGAACACACAACAAUAGCUCCAAGUUGAGGUAGAACUUGAUGUGUUCAUACAUUUACUGUAUUUUAUCAAGACCUACCUAUUCUUUGAACCAUUGGUUGAUGGUCACUCUAGAAAAUUCGGGAAAGGUGUAUUUUAAGAUUGACAACAGAAUACCUUGGUGCUAUGAAAGAGUAGGAUUAGUUUAUUAUGUCAUAGAACUUUAUUCUUAAGAUGGUGUUAUUUUAACAUAUUGUAGUUAUUCAAUAAGAGGUUAAUGCUAUAAGCUUUGAAUAUUUUCUGUCAGAUUAGAAUAUAAACAUGUGCAGAUAUAAAUAGAAUAAUUAUAUACAUACACUUGAGAUUUUUCUAGAAAAUUUUUACUACUCUGGCCCUCAAUUGUCAUUGCAACAAUGCCUUGAAAAGUUUUAAUGCUAGAAAUUGAUGUUUUAUAACCAGAAUUUACAAAAUCUCUAGAAAGAAAAAUGACCUUGCGGAUAUAGGAACUGAUAUUUCAUUCAUUUUAUUAAGGUUGCUUAUAAGGAUAAUGAUAAUCAUUUCAAAACUCUAAUGCAGAUUUCAACUUGAUGUCUUGUGUUCUUCAGCCGAAACAGUCCUUCUAGGAAUCGAAACUCCACAUAUUUUUUGUUGUUUUGCUUGACCAACCAUAGCUCUACUUCAUGACAUUUGGAGUUCUUUUCCAUGAAGGUAGGGUGUCUCUAGURGAGGAACGAGUCCUUUGUUUUUCUUCCCAAGUGGAUACCCACAAAGAGCUAGCUCUAGAAGUAGGGUCACCUUACCUCCAUGUAAAUGUGGUAUAAUAUAGUUCUAACCAGUUAUUUCCAGUACACAGUAGGAUAUAAUUUCCUAAGCCUGAGACAACAUCUUCUGCAUGUUACCAAGAGAUGUCCUCUUGUGCUCCCUGUUCCAUUGCUCAAUUCCUUAACUUGCCUCUCAUUUGGCUAUUUAUAUAAAAAAUUAUAUCAUAAAAUGGAUAGAAGAUUUCUUAUUUCAAACUAAUUCUGCCUAGCAUCCUAGCUAACUUAUUCCUUUGUCCAUUAUAAUUAUUAAUUAUUGAUGCCCUGCAAAUUUUUAGAUGCUGAAAUUUUACAUUUAAAGGGUAUAAAUAUCACUCAAUUGUACAAAAAUGUUCCAGUAGGUCCAGCUUUUAUAAUAUUGUAUUGCAACUACUUGCAAGAAUGGUGACUCACUGGUAACAUUUUCUUGUCUUUUACCAUCUUCCUUCUCUUCCACAGUACUUGUACAGAGAUGAGUCAAUAUCUUAUCUGUAAACAGCAAAGUUUUCAGGUUAUAUUUUCAGUAUUUAUAGUAAAGAAAUGUUACAAUGUAGUUACCCAUUUUUAAGGAAUUAUUUUCAAAAUAUAACAACAGGAAGUAUAAACAAAACAGGUUUAAACAGAAAGAAAGCUGAAAAAUAAAUGUGUGAAAAAGAUUGAUAUUUACAAGUUACUCAGAAUAAUCACUGAAAUAUCUAUAAAGCUAUCCAUAGUAUUAAAGGCUAAAUUUCCCUUUUUUAAUUUCUGAAAUAUUCAAAGAAAUAAAGUGAAAUGAUACUUGA
Messenger RNA from Actinia tenebrosa (Australian red waratah sea anemone), 4184 nucleotides. Its product is annotated as PAN2-PAN3 deadenylation complex subunit PAN3. Gene Ontology annotation, biological process: protein phosphorylation; mRNA processing; nuclear-transcribed mRNA poly(A) tail shortening. Gene Ontology annotation, molecular function: protein kinase activity; metal ion binding; poly(A) binding. The record is from RefSeq and is a predicted model, not a curated record. Gene Ontology annotation, cellular component: PAN complex; P-body. Lineage: Eukaryota; Metazoa; Cnidaria; Anthozoa; Actiniaria; Actiniidae.